Messenger RNA from Amyelois transitella, 4827 nucleotides. RefSeq names its product peroxidase. Gene Ontology annotation, molecular function: peroxidase activity; heme binding. Lineage: Eukaryota; Metazoa; Arthropoda; Insecta; Lepidoptera; Pyralidae. The record is from RefSeq and is a predicted model, not a curated record. Bases 177 to 2573 code for a protein of 798 amino acids. Gene Ontology annotation, biological process: response to oxidative stress. The transcript has 13 exons.
CCAUCCAAGUCUCCAAUGUUCUAGUACCCGUUUGGCCGUAGAGGUGUAACUGGCUCCUCUGCCAAUCUAAUGGAACAACGUUCCUUCCAGCCAGUGUCAGCGGUCGUAUUAAAUAAAUCAAACAUUCGUCACAAACGAGACAACUGCCGUAAACAACAAAUCCUGCUCCUGCUAUUAUGUUGCUUAAACGGAUCAUUGAAGGAAAGUCCAUGUUGAAUGACUCCAAAAAGUCACCGGAGAAAUGUUCUAGACGGAAGUCUGAAUGCGAUGGAUGUGGCGAACACUCCACCAUUCUCGAGGAAAUGACGAAGUUGGUAUUGCUUGGCGUGGUGCUGUGGGCGGGAGUGACGUUUGGAGCACACGUGGCCCCGUACCCACUCAACUUGUUUAUUACUAGUGACAUAAUCCACCCCCCACCUAUGUACGACUUUCCGUUCCCAAGCAAGGAGAUGCUGAAAAGAUUGCCACCGGUGACUACGGCUCACACGAACAGAUCGAUUGAAAUAAGCAAGUUAACCGUUAAAAUGCUUGAGAGGUUCGAAAAUAACCUGCAAAGUGCUGGUAUCAUGCCCAAAUCGGGUUCGGCGGCGAAGGGACUGGCCAUACUCGGCAACCCUUCCAGUGAUGCCAUGCAUUAUGAGGAGUCCUCCAUGAUUAUAACAAAGGCCUCCCAGAAUUUAGUCCAUACGAGAUGCGGAAGAUACGGACUAGCAAACGACGAAUGUGCGAGUUUCAUCAGCACAUUGAACUUGAAGGAGAGUGAAUAUGGCGGGGAAUGCGCCGCAUUGGAAAGAUUCACAUGCCGGACCAAUAAGAUGUCAUCUAGAUAUAGGACCUUUGAUGGUUCCUGCAAUAAUCCAGUGAGGUCAUCGUGGGGACAAGCGCUGACGGGUUACAAGAGGUUACUGCAUCCGAGAUACGCCGAUGGCAUUGAAGAGCCUCGUCGUGCCAUGAGCCACAAGGCUUUGCCGUCAGCUCGUGUAGUCAGCACCAAGCUAACGAACAACUUAGACCGACCUGACGACUCGAAGACCAUAGCCUUGGCUGUUUGGAGCCAAUUUGUUUACCACGACUUGGCCCACACUCCCGUGCGAAAGACGAUCCACACCGAUGAGGCUAUCCGUUGCUGUGAAGACUCUGGCCUAUCUCUGACUCCUCGAUACAUCCACCCUAGCUGCCUACCUAUCUCAGUGCCCAACGACGAUCCGUUCUUCAAAGAUAAAUAUGUCACCUGCAUGGACUACACGCGAUCUGUCACCACGUUUAGAGGAGAUUGCACUUUUGGAGCUUCGGAACAGAUGAAUCAAGCCACUCAUUUCUUGGACGGCUCUCACAUCUACGGUUCAAACGGCCGUGACGCAGCAGCUUUACGAGAAAAGACGGGAGGCCUUUUGAAGACUUCAAAUAUUGAUGAUGAAGAUCUUCUGCCUUUAGCUAACAAUCCAACGGAAAAAUGCCUUGUUGACUCCAGUUCUGGUACUUGUUUCAAUGCUGGUGAUGUCCGUGCUAACAUCCACCCUUGGAUGCUCGGCAUGCAAACCCUCUGGGUGAGGGAGCACAACCGCAUAGCCCGGGCCCUCGCGACCCUCAACCCUGGGUGGAACUCCGACAAACUGUACCACGAGGCCAGGAGGGUCGUGGUCGCUGAGAUGCAGCAUAUCACAUACAAACAAUGGUUGCCUGCUCUUACUGGUAAAAGCUUCGACGAACUCCACGAAGGUUAUGACACCGGUUACAAUCCAGAAGUAGACCCCACCAUCACCAACUCCUUCGCCACAGCCGUGUUCCACUUCGUCAACAGCCUUCUCGACCAAGACGUGCAGAUGUUCGACGAAAACAAUAACAUUACGACAUCACGUCUUAUGGACAGUUUCUUCAAGCCGCAACUGCUGGCAAAGCAUGGUGCCUUGAAGCAAAUCCUGAAGGGAAUGAUCAGUCAGAAGAGCCAGGGGCUUGACUUCAAUUAUGAUGAUGAUCUUCACAACCAUUGGCUGGGCGGUCUAGACGUGUUAGCAGUAGACAUACAACGUGGUCGCGACCACGGCUUGCCCGGGUAUACGCAGUACCGGGUCAUGUGUGGUCUGACCGCCGCUACCACCUUCCAGCACCUUGAUGACGUCAUUCCUCAAGAGGUCAUAGACCGGUUGUCAGGAGUGUACGAGCACCCUAACGACAUCGACUUGGUUGUCGGCAUGAUGGCGGAGACUCCAUUGCCUUCAUCUCUUGUGGGACCGACCGCCACCUGCUUCCUUAAGGAGCAACUCUGGCGCACGCGAGCUGGCGAUCGUUAUUUCUAUACGCACAUGAACGAAGCGGGCAGUUUCUCUAAACGACAGCUAUCUGAGCUGAAGAGGGCUUCCUUGUCUAGGCUGCUCUGUGACAAUGUAGCCUUUACUGAGGUGCAACGGGAUGUCUUCCAGCCGCCUUCUGAAAGCAACCCCGUGGUAUCUUGCGAGGAAAUCAAGAAAGUAAACUUAGAGGCAUGGCAGGAGUCCUCGUCCCAACCUGACAUCCUUACGCGCACUAACAAAUGGAUCAAAAAUAAAGUCGGCACAGGAAACUCUACUAAAUAGCCUGCGCAAUAUUAUUUAGGGCUUCGCAAUUUUUAUUCGAAAAAUUAUAUUGUUUUGAACAAAAAAGCAAUGGACGCGAGGCUUCAAAGCUUGCGGCUUAGGGUGCAUCUGGGUGCACACUAACAAGAGCGAGAAAAAUAACAACUAAAUGAACCCGUUAUUAAACCCUGGGCUCCAAAGUAUAUCGGUCGAGGGUGCAACUGGGGGAACACACAAAGAAAAGACAGAAAAAAGCAACCUUCUUUUACUGAAUAGAAAAUAAAAAAUUUAAACUAAGACCUUCUCAAAUGGGGAUUGACCAUUGUCUUUAAUUGAAAAUAUCGAAAACAAAAUGAUUUUUCGAGUAGAAAUCGCAACAUGCUUUAGAUUAGUAUCCAAUCAUUGGUUGGUGGUCACGGUGCAAGUUGUGAUGCCGUCAGUGAAAUUUAAGACUGAUUUUACCAUAACACGGUUGGCAUUUUGUUAUCAAUAUUAUUUUCUUCUUUCAAUACACAGUUUUCUUUUAUAUUGGUUUUCUUUCAAUAUCCCAGUAUAGUAUUGUACGACCUGUUUUGUAGUUAAUUUUUUUUAUAAAUUUUUGGUCGAUUUAAAUAGUUGAAAAUAAAAACAACUUGUACCGUGGUAUUUAGUACUUAGUUGAGUGAUUCAGUAUUGAUGGUCUGUAGUGUAUUAGCUGAAUAGUUCCUGUGAACAUAACGAAGUAACUGUUUACAAAGCUUGUUCGUACAACCGCGGCCUCUUAGAAUUCAGAAAGACUCAUCUAUUAUGGAUGAAAUGUAUUUAGACAAAAAGUAAUAAGUAUUGUUGGUGGACGAGUGGUUAUAAAGUGUCUGUAGGUAAGUAAGGCGGGUAUCUAUUCCACUGCGGUCUAACCAGUCUUUUCCGAGUUAGUUUUUUGCAUCAGUUUAAUAGCUUACCGAUGCUCCUACGGCGAAGGGAAAUAUCGUGAGGUGAACGGCACAUUCAGACAGCUGAAUGUGUAACCCUGUUAACAGGGUUUCCGUUGGUCAAAUGGAGUCACUCCGUGUAACCUUAAAGUUCCUUGGUCGUAUGUGUAUCCCGACCUCUUCCCUAGGGAGGGUGAGGGCCAAGGCUAGGAGGAUGGAGUCAUAUAGUCGUAAGGUUGUACUAUACAGUACAAUGGCUGUGAUAAAGACAACGUGGGUAAAACCACGGAUCACUAUUCAUAUAGGUAGCAUUUGUGUAGUCCUCGUGAUCCAUAUGUUAAAAGAUCAGGGGACUCUAGCAAUCAUAUGAUGUUAUUUCAUUUAAAAAUGUUAUUAGCGAAAUCUGAGAUUCAAGGGGAUUUGUACCUACAUGAUGAUUUAAUUUGGUAUCCUGAUUUGGAUAACAGCUAGUAUAUCAAAUGUAUUCCCAAAUAGCCAGUUCUAAUUCAGUCAGAACCAGUUGCUUUAAUUUAUUUUGUUAGGUUAGUGAGAUUUGGAAAAAGUUAACGACCAAAAUUUUAAGUUUAAAAUAAGUUAUUUUAAGACAGACAUUUUUUUCGUCAAAUUAUUUUUAUUAUAAAAAUCAUGGCGAAACGGUAGAAAUAUAUGUUUUUGAUUUAAUUAUUAUCUCGUCUCAUUUAAGUAAGCAAUCUCAAUAUCAUCCUUAACAUUGUAUUUAUAAAAAAGUUCUUGCCUAUAUACAAUAAUUAAAUACAUGAGGUACAUUUUAGCAUGCCCUACGGUCAGUAGCUAACUUUUAGUGUUACAUUGUUCAGGAAUAUAGAAAAAGUUAAGAAAAAGAAUAAUUAACGUUGAUAAAUAAUCUCACUUAAGUACAUAGUAUUUAUUACCAAUUGAUUUAAAAAUAUAUUUCCUUCUCAGAGCUAAUUUUUAAAUACUGAGUUGAAUAAUGCGUCACGGCUAUUAGUGAAUAAUUAUGCAAGUAAGUUUAUCAAAACUGCAAAUUUAUCAUGACAUGAAUUUUGUAAAAUGUAAAACAUUUUGAACAUCUCACCAAUACGUCACCAAAAUAAAGACCAAUCAAGAAUUCAAUAAGGGGCUUGCAUUGUACCUAUUAAUGUAACAAGUUUUAUAAAUUAUAAAAUUUUGUAUUUUUGGGUGACAUAUUGGUGUUUCUUUAUAUUAUUAUUAAUUAAAUUAAAUUUUUUGCUUUGUCUGUCACAUAUUUUUAUAAAAUCGAUUUUUUCUGUCGGAAUGUAUCAGAAACAUUAUUAAAUUUGUGUCCCGAUUAUGUAAUUAAUUGUUAAUUUUAUACGAUUUUAAAUAAAAUAUAUUAUCAUCUUUAA